AUGGCCCGAUUCUCGAGGCUCGCCGCGCAUCUGCGGAGCAAGUCCUCCACCACCAGUUUUACCACCCUCUCCGAAGCCUCGCUAUAUCACGAAGAUGAGAAAGAAGCCCCAAUUGUGGAAUGUACCGAGAUCAUCUUAGAAUGUGAAGAAGAGGAAGAGCUGGUGACAGAAAAAACUCUACCCGAGACUCCACAUUAUCACGCACGACUGUCCGGUCAGAGAUUCUCAUUCAAGUCGUCGCCUGAGAUGGGCGUUCAGCUCGUCGUACCCGACAGCGAUCAAUGGCGGAAACCAAGUGCAAUGGGCGUGGCCCAGCUGGAGUCCAGCUUGUGCUUCAAGUCGUUCCUGGCGUAUCGGACACUGGCCGAACCAGGGCCUUUCGAACAGCGGGUAGCAUUCCGACAACGCUGCCUGAGCGAGUUCGAAACCAUUCGGGCGGGCUUUCCAGGCAUCAUCAGGGAGGACAUCCGUCUAUGCAUGGCCGCCUGGGUAGCACUAGAUGGUGCUCUUCGUGACAUGUUGGGCAAAUUGUCCCCCAAAGAGACAGAGGAAACCGUCCAAGUGGUGGCCAACAUGUUGCACGACUUCGCCGAACAGACUUCUCCCGGUGAGGCCCGGCGGCGGCGGUCCUUGCCUGGAUUUGCCCGCAUACGCCAACACACCACACAGUUCCGCCUGCUCGUGUCGCAGUUCCUCGGCUCUGCCGAGAUCAAAGGCUUGAACAUAUGUAUUGGCGAUAUGCUGCGAAGCAUAUGUGAGGAGGCAAACUCGUCUGCGUCUUCGAUCGUCACCUUGCAAGGGGCUGAGGAACAUCUUGAACUGCGCGGCAAGACUCUCAGCAUGCUACCCCUUCUUCACCUCGCUGCACAAGAUGGCGUGACUACGAUAUGGGAACUUUCCCCCAACCUGCAGAUUUUGCGAGACCUUGUCAGUCUGGCUGUUGUUUUGCAGGAGGACCUUAUCAAUCUCGAAGAAGACCUCGCUGCUUCCAGGACGACCAACUACGUGCUCAUGGUCGCCGGAGAGUAUGCAAAAUCUCUUGGACUACUGCCCAUGUCCCUACAGAUUCCUUGCUUGCACAAUGCCAUACAAGCUACGAUCGAGAGACACAGUGAACUUGUCCGGGCUGCGUUACAACGACACAAAGCAAUUAUAGCCCCCGUCGAAUGUUGUGAGGAGUGGGAGGUUGCAGACGUUGUCAUUGCGUACCUUGCCAGGCACUUCAGCUGGGCUGCUUCUGCCAAAGGCUAUCGGCCUUGUGAUACUAUUUAUGGAGAUGAUGAGUUCAGCUUGUCCGAACAAGGCUUUUCGGACAUCCUGCAGGAUAUAAUGAGUGAUAUGGGUGGAUCGGACUCGAAUUCCCUUGCGAGUGUGCCCUCACUUGCAAGUGGGCGCUCGCUGGCCAGUGCGAGUUCGUACUAUUCUUUCGAAUGA
Molecule: messenger RNA, 1434 nt
Organism: Exophiala viscosa
Lineage: Eukaryota; Fungi; Ascomycota; Eurotiomycetes; Chaetothyriales; Herpotrichiellaceae
Exons: 2
Coding region: 1-1434 (477 amino acids)
Source: RefSeq, a predicted model, not a curated record